GCAGGCGGUCGCGGCACACCGGAACGGCACGGAGCACGCAGCGCCAUGGCCUACGUCACAGCCGCCGCCACCGCCACCCGCGUCUGCGCCGUGCUGGCCGCUGCCGUCGCCUGCGCCGCCGCCGCCGCACUCCCCCUGCCGAGCUACAUCAAGCCUUGCAAAAUAAACGAUCCUGGCCUGAAUGAAUGUUCACUGAAGAAUGGUCGAGAGGCAAUACCAUCCAUCCUAAAAGGAGACCCCAAGUACCGGGUGCCCAGCAUGCAGCCGCUGGUGAUCAGCGAGGUGAGCGUGGCGGACCGCGGCCUCAACAUCACGCUGCGUAACGUGCGCCUGCACGGCAUCUCCGACAUCGAGUUCCGCUCCUCUGUAUUUGACCCAAAAGGCAAGAAGUUCGAGUGGGGCUUCUUCCUGCCGCGGCUGGAAGUUCUAGCCGACUACCAGGUGGACGGCAAGAUUCUCGUGCUGCCACUGAAAGGCAGUGGCCCCGCUAACAUUACUCUCGUUGACGUCCCACUGACGCUGAAGUUCGAGUACGAGCUGGUGAAGAAGGAGGACGGGAAGGAGUACUUGAACCCAACCAAGGCGACGCCCACAUUCGACACCAGCCGGACCUACAUACAGCUCGACAACCUGUUCAACGGCGACAAACUGCUGGGAGACAACACGAACAUGUUCCUGAACGAGAACUGGCGGGAGGUGACAACGGAUGUGGGCCCCGUGAUAGCACAGGCGAUCGCCGAGGCGGUGCGCCAGAUCCUGUCUGGCAUCGCCCUGCAGGUGCCCUACGAGCAGCUCUUCAUCCAGUAGCGGCCAGCGCACCAUCCAGCCACCUGGUAGCUGCUUAUCUACACUCGUUCUCAGAGUGCACCGGCGCUAGUGCAGCAUUUUAGGGUAGACGCUAAGAUGUACCUCUAGAGUCGAAGCUCAUUAAAUCACUCUUCCUU
This is a messenger RNA of Schistocerca gregaria, 944 nucleotides long. Its product is annotated as circadian clock-controlled protein daywake-like. The transcript has 6 exons. Lineage: Eukaryota; Metazoa; Arthropoda; Insecta; Orthoptera; Acrididae. The record is from RefSeq and is a predicted model, not a curated record. Bases 46 to 807 code for a protein of 253 amino acids.